UCGGAGCAGAGGCACCCAACCGAGGAUGUCUGGCGCGGGCCCCUUCCCGCUGCUGGUGGAGGGGUCCUGGGGUCCCCAGCCCCCCAAGAACUUAACUAUCAAGCUGCAGAAGUACUUCCAGAGCCCGAAGAGAUCCGGAGGCGGCGAGUGUGAGGUCCGCCAGGAGCCCGGGAACCCACAGCGCUUCCUGGUGCUCUUCUUCCCAGAUGAUGUUCGGCAGAGGGUUCUGGAGAAACAGAAUCAUGAGUUGGAAUUGCCAGGAACAGGAACAUUCAAGCUCACUGUCCGAUUUCCCAUAGCCCCAGAUGAAGGCUCUGUCUUUAAGGGGGAAAUUCUAACAAAGGAAUCCAGGGUGAAAGAAGAUGUCAAAGAACCAGAUGUAUCAGAAGAGCUGGAAGCAAAACUUUCUCUAGAGAGUACAUCAGAAAAACAGGAGGACAUCCCAAGAGAAUGCGAAUACGUUUCUUCUUUGGUGGCAUUUGAAAAUCUUCAGGCAAACGUGACUGAUAUAAUGUUGACCUUAUUCGUUGAGAGUAUAAGUGGCCUGCCCAGUGAUGACUUUCAGAUGGAAAUAAACCGAGACUUCGAUGUUGCUGUGGUUACCUUGCCAAAGCAUAUAGAGCCUAUGAAAUUUAUUGAUGAUUGUGCCAGGCACCAUUCAAUUAAAAAACUUCAGAUUUCUCCAAGACUUCUGGAAAAGACAAAAACAAUCAGGGUUGAAAAUCUGCCCCCUGGUGUUGAUGACUUCCAGUUACAACUUUACUUUGAAAAUCCAUUCAAUGGAGGAGGAAGAGUUGCCAGUGUUGAGUGUUUUCCAGAUGAGAGUUCAGCUCUCGUUGAAUUUUAUGACACAAAAGUGUUAGACAACAUCAUGUCCAAGGAACAUAACUUCAAUAAGAUGCCAAUAUCAGUCUUUCCCUACUAUAUCUCUUUGGGCACCGCCUUGUAUGGUAAGGAGAAGCCUCUGAUCAAGCUGCCAGCACCAUUCAAAGAGUCAUUGGAUCCACUCUUAUGCAAGUUUUUUCAGAAAGAAGGGCAUCUGAUUGAGGAGAUAAACAAUGAAAUGAGGCAUUGUCACUGUGAGCUAACAUGGUCCCAGCUCAACAGUACAGUUACCGUCAGACCUGCAGCCACGCUGGGCUGUCAAACAAGAUCAAAAAUCAAGACCUGGCAGAAAGAUGCAUCCACAGCACUCGCUGGCAUCAGGUCUAAAUAUGAAGUUAUCUCACUCCAAGUGAAGCCAGGAGUGUGGGACACCAUCAAACAAGAUAUAGAAGCUGAUAGGAUUUUGAUUGAGUUUGAUACAACUGAGGAGAUGAUGAUUUUAGCAGGAAAAUCAGAAGAUGUCCAAAACAUUACCUUGAAAACCAAGGAAUUAAUAGAAAACACCAUGCAAAAAAUUAGAAAGGAACAGGAGAGUCUGGAGGAAAAAGUGGCCAUUUCUCCAGGAAAGUAUUUUCUUUUGUGCCAUAGUGGUAUCCUGAAUCAUCUAGGAACAGAGUGCCCAGAGAUGGAACUCUCUUACAAUGAAUCUACUCACUACCUGUGUGUUAAAGGACCCCGUGCAGCUGUGUAUAAAUUAAAGAGUGAAGUCCUGGCAAUGAUGUUUUCCAUGGUUCAGAAAACACUUCAGAUUUCUUCUGAGGUCUCCAGUUUUUUGCAACAGGUAGACUGUAAAGAAUUGUCUCAGUUUCUCUUUAUAAAACAGAAAGUUCAUGCAGUCUAUGAACUAAAAGAUACAACUGUUGACUUGACCAGCUGUUCUGCUAAAGAUCAGGCACAAGCUGAAGAGCAAAUGCUCAGCGGCUUAAAUUAUAAACGCAUUGAAAUUGAGGACAAGGAAAUUCUUAACAGCAACAAAUGGAAAAAGAAAGUUAAUGAUUUGCAAAAGAAACACAAUUCCCACACAAAGGUGGUGGCAAUCACUGAAUUAACUUCAGGAUCUCCAGCUGAGGUGAUCAUUGCAGGCUGUGUGAAAGAAGUCAAUGAAAUCUAUGCCUUGCUUUUUGACUUCUUGGAAAAACAUAUGAGAAUAGAGAGAUUCAUUGAGGUCAAGCCAUCCUUGCUUCUAGACUACUUCAGGGCAAACAAGAAGGAAUUCUGGCCCAAGAAGACAAGUGUGCAGGUAAUUUUCAAGCCUGAAAACAGAAAGAAUGGCAUUUUACUGAUUGGUACCAAGAGUGAAGUACUAGAAGGCACAGACAUCAUUGCGAAAGUUCAGAAUUUAAUCUGUGUUAAAACCUUUAACAUUGAUAAGCCAGGAGCCAGGCAAUUCUUCCAGGAUAAAGUGUUGUUUUACAGAAGUGAGGUCAGACGGUUGUACAGCUGUUUCAUUGAACUCCAAGAGAACAAAGGAAAGGAGGAGGAGGGCAACAACUUUAAGAGGGAGCUGGCCCCUGGUGUCAUGCUGAUUGUGAAGCAGGGUGACUUGACUCAGUUUCCAGUGGAUGUGGUGGUGAAUGCUGCAAAUGAGACCCUCAGGCAUAUUGGUGGGCUUGCUGCUGCUCUCUUAAAAGCAGCUGGCCCUGAGCUUCAAGCAGAUUGUGAUGAGAUAGUGAAGAAAAAGGGCAAGAUCCUACCUGGCAAUGCCACCAUCUCCAAAGCAGGAAGGCUCCCUUGCCACCGUGUGAUCCAUGCCGUAGGGCCUGUGUGGAAAGAAGAUAAUGCCCAGAGGUGUAUACAACUAUUAAAGUCAGCUGUGAUUUGCAGUCUUCUUUUAGCUGAGGACAACAACUACCAAUCCAUAGCCAUCCCAGCUGUUAGUUCUGGAAUGUUUGGCUUUCCCUUACGACAGUGUGUGGAGACCAUUGUUAAGGCGAUCAAGGACAAUUGCCAAUAUAAUCACAAAGGUAGCUCCUUGAAAGAGAUUUACCUUGUGGACCCAUCUGAGAAGAUUUUUGGAGCCUUUGUUGAAGCUAUGAAAACUAUAUUCAAAGACCCAACUUCCCAUCCCAAGUCAGAGUCCUUAUCUGAUAUGGCCUCCCCCGUCCAUUUAACAGCAGUAGACCAACCUGUAAAGGUAACACAGGAUCAGCUAUGUCUGGUAUCACCAAGCGGCCUGAAAAUGCUGUUGGUGAGUGAAGAUGUACAGAAUGCUAAGACCCACAUCAUUGUCAACUCUGUUGCCUCAGAUCUUGCACUCAAUAGAGGGCCCCUCUCUCAGGCCCUCUUGAAAAAGGGUGGGCUGAAGCUUCAGGAGGAGUUGAAGGCUGCUGGACAAGGGAUCACUGCCAAUGUGGGCACCAUAUUCCAAACCAGUGGUGGUAAUCUGGACUGCCACUACGUGCUUCAUGUGGUAGCUCCAGAAUGGGGAGGUAACAGCACAUCUUCACUACAGAUCAUGAGAGACAUAAUCAGAGACUGUUUGGAGGUCACUGAGAAGCUGUCUUUACAAUCCAUUGGAUUUCCAGCAAUAGGAACAGGAAAUUUGGGAUUCCCUAAAACUGAAUUUGCUGACUUAAUUAUUUCAGAAGUAUUAAAAUUUAGCAGCAAUAAUCAACUGAAAACUUUGCAAGAGGUUCAAUUUCUGCUGCAUCCAACAGAUCAUGAAAAUAUUCAGGCAUUUUCUGAUGAAUUUUCCAAAAGGAAGAAUGGAAUUCCCAGUGACAAAGCUUCCAAGGCUGCAGAUACACAAGGUUUCUAUGGGGCUGUUUCCAGCCCUAAUUUAGGAGUGUAUGAAAUGAAAAUUGGCCCCAUCCUCUUCCAGGUGGCCUCUGGUGACAUCACCAAAGAAGUGGCAGAUGUGAUCGUAAAUUCAACCUCAAAUACGUUUAACCUCAGAACAGGGGUCUCCAAAGCCAUUUUAGAAGGUGCAGGACCAGAUGUGCAAAUGGAAUGCUCUCGCCUAGCUCAACAGAAGAAUAAUGAAUAUAUAGUUACAGAAGGUGGAUUAUUGAACUGCAAGAAAAUUAUUCAUGUUGUUGGUGGAUAUAAUGUCAUAAAAUCUGUUACCUGUGUGUUGAAAGAAUGUGAAAAAUUCAAUUACUCUUCCAUUUGCCUCCCAGCCAUUGGGACAGGAAGUGCUAACCAAGAACCAGAUAAAGUUGCUGAAGCCAUAAUUGAUGCCAUUGAAAAAUCUGUCCAGAAAGGAUUGAUUCGAUCUGUGAAAAAAGUUAAAGUUGUUAUCUUUCUGCCCCAAUUAGUGGAUGUGUUUUAUGCCAACAUGAAAAAAAGAGAAGGGUCUCAGGCUUCUCAGCCAUCUGUGAUGUCUAAAAUUGCCUCUUUUUUAGGUAUUCCAAAGCAGUCUUCCAAAAAUCAGAAACCAUUGAUUUUGGAAAGAAAAACAGAAGUGACAACUUUCCGAGUAUGUGGUAAAGAUGCAAGCUCUGUGGACAACACUAUCUCCUGGAUGAAAAAGCUGAUUGAAGAAGAGCAAUGUCUCUACACCAGUGAAGAUGAGUGUAUCAAAGACUUUGGUGUAAAGGAAGUUCAGAAACUGAAUGAGCUGCAGAGAAAUUUAAAUAUCAACAUUUCUCUGGACCAGACGAGACCUCUGAUCAAGAUUUUGGGACUUAGCAGAGAUGUGAUGAAGGCUAGAGAUGAAAUUGAGGAAAUGAUCAAGAGCUUUAGAUUGGCCAAAGAAAAGGAAAGCCAUGCAGAGUCUAUCAGUGAAUUUAUACAAUGGCAAUAUGAGGACAAUAGCACUUUUCAUAAUUUUGAUAAGAUAACAAAUCUGCAAUUGGAGCAUGCAAAGAAAGCAAAGGACAAGAGUACUGUUGUCAAAAUUAAUAAUCAGGACUACACACUGAACUUGAACACAUGCAUUGCCACUGGUCCAAAUGGACAGAGCUUAAUGGUUCAGCGCCUCACAAAACCCGAAGUUGCCAUCCCUGCAAACUGGAGUGACAUGAAGCAGCAGAAUUUGUGUGUGGUUGAGCUGCAACCUGGUGAUUCAGAAUACAACAAGGUGGCAGACAAGUUUAAUGAGACCUGCUCAAUGUUCAUCAUAGAAAAGAUCGAAAGGAUCCAAAACUUAGGUCUCUGGAAUAGCUAUCAGGCAAAGAAAAAAACCAUUGAUGCCAAGAAUGGCCACCAAAGGAAUGAGAGGCUGCUCUUCCAUGGGACAGAUAUUAACUCUGUGCCACAUGUCAAUGAAAAUGGCUUUAACCGCAGCUAUGCAGGGAAGAACGCUGUAUGCUAUGGAAAGGGAACCUAUUUUGCUGUUAAUGCCAGUUAUUCUGCCAAUGACACAUACUCCAGGCCAGAUGCAAAUGGGAAAAAACACAUCUACUACGUUCGAGUACUUGUUGGAGAAUAUACACUCGGAAAUCAAUCAUACAUUGUGCCUCCUGGAAAGAACCCUCAAAAUCCUACUGACCUGUACGACACUGUCGUAGAUAAUGUUCACAGACCAAGCUUAUUUGUGGUAUUUUAUGACUACCAAGCAUACCCAGAGUAUCUUAUUACUUUUAGACAGUAAUAUUUUGGAGUCCUUUUCCAAAAGAACCCCAAAGUCAAGAUACAGUAUUUUUCUCCAUUAACUUUUUCUAAGACUAAAUUAACAUCACUCUUUGUCACUGAAA
Molecule: messenger RNA, 5522 nt
Organism: Dipodomys spectabilis (banner-tailed kangaroo rat)
Lineage: Eukaryota; Metazoa; Chordata; Mammalia; Rodentia; Heteromyidae
Gene: Parp14
Product: poly(ADP-ribose) polymerase family member 14
Exons: 17
Coding region: 26-5419 (1797 amino acids)
Biological process (GO): negative regulation of gene expression
Cellular component (GO): cytoplasm; nucleus
Molecular function (GO): transcription corepressor activity; NAD+ poly-ADP-ribosyltransferase activity; nucleic acid binding
Source: RefSeq, a predicted model, not a curated record